Colletotrichum higginsianum IMI 349063 is the source of this 1242-nucleotide messenger RNA. Its product is annotated as FAD binding domain protein. Bases 1 to 1242 code for a protein of 413 amino acids. The record is from RefSeq and is a predicted model, not a curated record. The transcript is spliced from 7 exons. Gene Ontology annotation, molecular function: FAD binding; monooxygenase activity. Lineage: Eukaryota; Fungi; Ascomycota; Sordariomycetes; Glomerellales; Glomerellaceae.
AUGAACGAAUCCCUUCGAAUCCUCGUUGUAGGUGCUGGCAUUGGCGGCUUGGCGGCUGCCGUUGCUUUGCGACAACAGGGCCACCAUGUUACUGUGUUGGAGAAAUCCCAAUUCGCCAACGAAACAGGCGCUGCGAUAGGCUUACAGCCAAAUUGCACGGUGCUUUUACGACAGCUGGGCAUCGAGCCAGAAGAUAUCGGCUCGACACUUCUGGAAGACAUGUCGAUUGUUGAUGCCUACACUCUGGAGCCGAUCAAAGGCAUAGCCGACAAGGUGAGGGAGGCUGCCGUACGGCCGGCGCCCUCGCCCGAGACGAAUAUCUACUUCAUUCAUCGUGCUGAUUUGCACUCGGCCUUGAAGCGCAAAGCUGUUGGGCUGGAUGGUGAAGGGAAGCCAAUUGACCUGCGUCUGGGCUGCCAAGUGAAGAAAAUUGACCAUACCACUGCGACGGUCACAUUGACUGAUGGCACUACUGUAGAGGGUGACGUGAUUAUCGGGGCUGACGGAGUUCACUCAGCUUGCCGGAAGAUGCUGCUCGGCUCCGAGUUCCAAGAGACGCCAUCUCCACUCAGUUGCUUCCGGACUUUGAUCCCAACCAAGCAGCUUUUGGAAGAUCCCUUGACAGCGGGGCUUGUCAGUCGUCCGGGAAAGAUGACCGAAGCCGCGAGUGACGAUAGGAAAAUAAUCUUCUAUCCCUGCUCGGGCGGAUCACAGACAAACGUUCUUGCCAUCUUGCCGCGAGACAAUGACGGAUCAAAGAGCGUCGAGAACAACAAAAGAUUACAAUUUCUAUCUGCUUACGCCAAUUUUGCCGCGCCUCUCCGUCACAUGAUCCAGCAUACGGCCGAGGAAAACAUCACCAUGUGGGAUCUUUUUUAUUUGGAUCCUUUGCCAAAAUGGACCAACAAUUUCGCAGCUUUGAUGGGGGAUGCAGCCCAUCCAUACGCACCAUCACAGGGAUCCGCGCAGGCCAUUGAAGACGCCAUCUCUUUGUCCGUUAUGCUGAGGAAGGGCACCCAAGCCUACGAGAUACCUACUAGAUUACAAUGGUACGAAGAAUGCCGAAAGGCUCGAGCAACGAAGAUACAGAACUUCAGCCAUGGGCGUACAGGGGAUUCUGCUGAGAGAGACAAGCCGCAUGCAGCGGGUCAAGAGAUUCACCAAAUAGCUGGAUACAUCAUGAGACACAACGAGUACAUCAACUCUUCUACAUUCCUGGCCAGCAAGCAAGCCUUGUCGUAG